Messenger RNA from Pocillopora verrucosa, 3407 nucleotides. Its product is annotated as importin-11. Gene Ontology annotation, cellular component: cytosol; nuclear envelope. Gene Ontology annotation, biological process: protein import into nucleus. Gene Ontology annotation, molecular function: small GTPase binding. The record is from RefSeq and is a predicted model, not a curated record. Lineage: Eukaryota; Metazoa; Cnidaria; Anthozoa; Scleractinia; Pocilloporidae.
CCGAGUAUAUUAUUACAAUUUUUACACUGGAACACAAUUGGAAAAGUUUCCUCAAAUUGAGCAGCCUCAAAGGAUGAAGAAAGAAUGAAUGAAGCUUGGAGAGACGCGUUAUUGCUUGCACUAAACCAUGCAUGCAGCCAAAAUCCCUCACUUACAAAGGAAGCAGAGGAUAAGCUUAAAUCAUGGGAAAGAGAACCAGGGUACUACAGUUUGCUCAUGAUAAUUUUCAAAAAUAAGACACUUGAUGUCAAUAUAAGGUGGAUGGCAAUGGUAUUGAUGAAAAAUGGAGUAGAGCGUUAUUGGAGGAAAUCAGCCCCUCAUUCUAUUGCUGAAGAGGAAAAAACCUUUAUAAAACAGAAUUUAACCAUGUCGCUUGAUGAACCAGUCAAUCAGGUGAUUACCCAGGUAGCAGUGUUGAUCUCAAAAAUUGCCAGAAUGGGAUUGGGGGAUUGGCCAGAGCUAUUGCCAUGCUUACUGAAGGAAGUGAAAAGCCAAGAUCCACUGCAUCAACAGCGGAGUUUACUGGUCCUGAAUCAUGUGGUUAAAAUGUUGGCAUCCAAGAGAUUGAUCCCUGAUAAACAACUAUUUAGAAAGAUGACUUUGGAUAUUUUUGGCUAUAUUUUACACCUGUGGCAGAGCAAGACAGCAUCUCUUUUAGAAGCAUUCCAAGUUAAGGAGUACACAAGAAGUUUGGGUCCACUAGAACUGAGUUCCCUAGCACUGAAAGUUUUGAGAAAGUUACUUGUCCAUGGGCUGAAGGAGUUUGACCCUACAUCACAAGCUGUGAGUCUUCUGGAAGCAGUACUUGAAAAAAUCAAAAUGAUGUUGCAUUACAGAAAAUCAGAAAAUAUGAGUUGCAGCACACAAGAAAAAGUUGAAAAAUAUGUAAUACUGUUAACCAAAGUGCUGAUAGACAGCCAAGAACACCAUCCAUUAUCAUUCUUACCACUAAUGCAGCCUGUACUAGAACUCUGCUACAACUACCUAUUUACAAGUGAAGGGAAAGCAUGUUUAUUCGAAACAUUUGCUCUUCAGUGUUGUAAGCUUAUCAAAAUGAUUGUCAAGUGUGAGAUGUACCAACCUCCCAGAGAAAUUAAAGAAACAACUCCUAAAGAGAUCCUCAAGGCACACCAGAUUAAGACUGCCUUCUUUACACCGCCAAUGCUAUCUGAAACUAUCCAGCAACUAAUUUUAUUUUAUCUUCCUCUUACUGCUGAGGAUUUGAAAAGUUGGGAGUUGGAUCCUGAAAAUUUUGUUAAUGAAGAGGCUGGUGAAUCAUGGCGAUAUAAUCUAAGGGCUUGUAUAGAGGUGUUGUAUUUGAGUCUUCUCAGUGAGUUCCGCAGCACUGUUACUCAAGUUGUCACUGAAAUGAUUAAAUUAUUGCAAGGGUCCCCACCAUCUGAUGACAUAAGUGUCCUAUUAAAGAAAGAUGCAGUAUAUAAUGCUUGUGGACUUUCAUCAUAUGACCUUUUUGAUGAAAUUGACUUUGAUCAAUGGUUCCUAACUCAACUACUUCAGGAAUUAAACAAUUCCUCAUCCAGGUAUAAGAUUCUGCGUCGUCGUGUCAUUUGGAUGGUAGGCCAGUGGAUUAAUGUCAAAUGUGCUCGUCAAACCAGGACUGUAUUGUACCCAGUACUCCUCAAUUUAAUGAAUGUUCAAGAAGAUUUAGUGGUCCGUCUUACUGCAGCAAAUACACUUAAGACUGCUAUUGAUGAUGUAGAAUUUUAUCUAGAAGACUUUGUUCAGUUUUUGGAUGGAAGCUUUGAAGUACUAUUUAACCUCCUCAAGUGUACCAAUGAUUGUGAUACUAAGAUGCAGGUGCUUCAUGUGUUAUCAUUACUUAUUCAACGAAUAGGAAGCAAGGUCCAAUCAUUUGCUUCCCCACUUUCAAUCUACCUUCCCGAGUUGUGGCAGGCAUCUGGUGACCAUAACAUGCUUCAAUGUGCAAUUGUCUCCACAAUGACUCAUCUUGUAGAGGGCCUAGGUGUAUGGAGUGAACAGAUGUACCCUUUCCUUCUGCCCUUGAUUCAGCUCAGUACAGAUGUUUCUCAGCCAUCACACAUUUACUUAAUGGAAGAUGGACUGGACCUUUGGCACAAUGUUUUGAUGAAUGCAUCAUGUAUGGCUCCUGAAUUGUUGCAGCUAUUUGCUAAUAUGCCACCAUUAUUGGAAUUAGGCUCCGAAAACCUCAGAACAUGCUUUGCCAUCGUGGAAUCUUAUGUGUUGUUAGAUCCAAGAACAUUUCUCCAGAAUUGUAGUGCACCUGUUGUGGAUGCUUGCUUAAGAAUGCUUGGAAAUAUAAAACCAGAGGGCAGCAUUAUCCUUUCUAGGGUUGUUGAAACUAUCAUAAAAGUCUCUCCUCUCGAUGGUCCUCAGGUUUUCGCACCAGUGUUGCUGAAAAUAUUGAACAUGAUCAUUGAGGUUGAGGAACACACACCUCUUCUGGUUAUCUACCUGUGCAUAAUUGGGGAAAUCAGUUUGCAUAAUUACCAUGCAUUUGUUCAUCUGGUCGAAAAUGUUGCACAGCAGCUCAGCAUCCAGGCUGGGAACGUUUUAAGCCAGCUUCUCGAGAUAUGGUUGGACAAAAUGGAUUGCAUGACACGGCUUGAACGAAGGAAACUCACUGUGCUGUCACUGAUGACGCUGCUGCCGUUGAAUGUGCUCAAUUGUGUCAUGCAAAAGUUUGCAAUCAUUGUGGAUGCUGCUGUUGAUGUCCUACAUGAGAUUCACAGAGUGGAGGACGGCGGAACGCAUACUGAUUGUUUGGUGGUGCUUGUUGGAGAUGGCGAUGAUGGUAACGAACACACCGAGGAACAAAAAAGGAAACGAAAGCUGAGCUUAUCAAGUCCUGUGCACUGCUUUCCCUUGUGGAAAUUCGUUCGAGACAAACUUCAAGAGUGUCGCUCAGUUUAUGGACAUGAAACCUUCCAGUACGCAAUGGACUCCAUGGACUCCGCUGUGGUCACUCAGCUUGGCACUUUUAUAAACCACUAGAGCACUUUAUGUCAUCAGUAGAGGCGAAUUUAAGAAAAAGCUUUUCGGCGUUAAACCUCAAGCACACUAAAAUAUUUCAACGUACCGUUGAGCUUCGGUUCUGCAGGAGUGUGCUAGUUGUCCUCCGUUUGAAACGUUGCUUCCGGGAAGCUGGUGUUUCUGCAAAGGUCGAUCGAGGAAAUGUGGAGCUGUAUACGAACUGAUACGUUAACCACUGAUUUAGUCUGAAUGCAAAUUUUAUGUAAAGGAGCGUGGAGAUUCAAUGUCCAAUUCAAAGUCGUGAAUUUAGUUUCAGUGUUUGUCAACCAGUGACAUUCUCCAUUCCUCGAUGCUAAGACGUAAUUAGAUUCUUAUAUAUAUUUCGUGCAAAAUAAGCGAGCACCACUUAAAAAUAAAUAAAGUGAACCCUCUCA